CUUGAGCGCCAUGUUGCAACUACUCAAUCACAUACUGUUGUCCUACGUCUGCAUCGUUACCAUCUCUCUGUUUCUACGAAAAGGAGCAUCCGGCGUGCUCAAUGCGGUCAUCAAACGAAUCAGAGAUUUUCCCGGCGUCGACACCAUCAUCGACGUCUUGCUUGCGACGAAAGUUAGAGAUUUUGUCAGACAAAUCGACCGGACGGAUGAAAGCCAAGUCGCAUCACGACCUGUUGCUGUUAGGAUACCGGAGAAAGGGAUUCCUCACGAACAACUUCUAGUUGAAAUGCACAAUCUAAAAGGGCGGGAAGUUAAGCUGGAAGACGGAAGAGUGUUUGCCUACGUUUACACGAGCGAGGGCGAGCACUACGACUGCAUUCAACGAGCAUACGAGCUUUUCUCUGAAGGCACGGCUGCGGGAGAGUGUCAUGAUGGAUUAGUUGGCGAGUUUUCGAGAGCCUUCAUGCACGAGAAUGCUCUCAAUCCGAUGAUUUUUCCGGCACUGAGGAAAUUUGAAAAUGAAACGGUUGCGAUGACCGCGAGUAUGUUGCAUGGAGAUCACAACGUCGUUGGACUACUGACAUCUGGUGGCAGUGAAAGCAUCCUUUUAGCUGUGAAGACAUAUCGAGAUCGUGCCCGGACGCUCUUCCCUCACAUCACAAACCCAGAAAUAGUCGCUCCUAUUACGGUCCAUCCAGCGUUCGUCAAAGCAGCGAAAUACUUCGAUGUCAAGAUCGUUCACACUCCACUUGACGACAACUUCUGUCCUAAUCUUGGUCUAUACAAAGCAGCAAUAACACCCAACACUAUCCUCCUCGUGGCUUCUGCUCCUCAAUACUGCCACGGCAUUGUCGACCCGAUAGACAAGAUUGGAAAAAUUGCGAAUGAAUUUGGUCUCCCGCUUCACGUCGAUGCUUGUUUUGGAGGUUUCAUGCUUCCCUGGGUGGAAAAAUUGGGUUACGAAGUGCCCAUAUUUGACUUCAGGGUUGCUGCAGUUACCUCCAUGUCAGCAGACAUACAUAAAUACGGAUUUGGUUUAAAGGGUUCCAGUGUUCUGCUCUAUCGAAGUAAUGACAUCAGGAAGUAUCAAUAUUUUGCCUACUCCGAGUGGCCAGGAGGUUUGUUUGCGUCCCCAGGGUUGGCAGGAACACGACCAGGAGCAAACAUUGCCUCUUCAUGGGCAGCACUGAGAUCUAUGGGUGUGGAUGGUUACAUGCGUAAUGCUCAACAGCUAAUGAAUACAACAAAUAAGAUGAAAUCCACUAUUGAAGAUAUCAAGGGCUUGUGCAUCAUUGGACAACCUCAUAUGACUUCAUUCGCUAUCAGAUCAAACGACCCCGACGUUGACAUCCUUGCUGUAGCCGAAGUGAUGGAGUCACAAGGAUGGAAAAUGGAACGACAACAACUACCAAACUGUCUUCACUGUUCGGUGCUCCCGCACCACAUACCACACACCGACAAAUUCCUUGCCGCUCUCACACAGGCAGCAGAUACCGUACGGGGAAACAGGGAAUUCUCAACAAAAGGUUUAGCCGGUGUCUAUGGCAUGGUAGCCAAGAUGCCCGACAAAACGUUGAUCAACGACUUCCUCAUUCAGUUUUUUUCAGAAGUGUACACGACAAAAUGAGAACAAAACGUUAGACAAACUCUACUUUCAUAUGAGCCCACGACAUUUACAGCUACGAAACGUGACCGCAGUCUAACUGCCGUCAAUAUGAAUAAUCCUUAUAAUCUCA
Molecule: messenger RNA, 1736 nt
Organism: Corticium candelabrum
Lineage: Eukaryota; Metazoa; Porifera; Homoscleromorpha; Homosclerophorida; Plakinidae
Exons: 11
Coding region: 11-1627 (538 amino acids)
Biological process (GO): carboxylic acid metabolic process
Molecular function (GO): pyridoxal phosphate binding; carbon-carbon lyase activity
Source: RefSeq, a predicted model, not a curated record